AGAAUUCUAAUGCAAACUCUUGGAAACAGAUCUAUGUAAACGCUAGUUGCAUAUGGUUUGCUAUCAAGUCAAAGUAUCAACAUCGAAUUUUACAAUUUGCAGAAAAAGAUCACUACAAUCGUGGUACUGUUAACUAGAAGAAGACAUCAACAACAAUGGCUUUCAGAGUAAUCGGUUUUAAUGAUCCAAUUUUCUCAGGCCUUCAAGACAUGCUUGGCGUAUCAGAUCAUGAAGUUGAAAAUCCGGCAAACACACCAUCAACUAAAUAUGUAAGAGAUGCAAAAGCAAUGGCGGCAACACCGGCUGAUAUAAAGGAGUAUCCCGACUCUUAUGUGUUUGUACUUGAUAUGCCAGGGUUGAAGUCAGAGGAAAUCAAAGUUCAGGUGGAAGUUAAUAAUGUACUUGUUGUGACCGGAAUGCGGCAACGGGAAGACGAAUGGGAGAAAGAAGUUAAAUAUGUAAGGAUGGAAAGAAGGAUUGGGAAAUUUAUGAGGAAAUUUAUACUACCUGAAAAUGCAAAUAUUGAUGCAAUUUCAGCUGUUUGUGUUGAUGGUGUUCUUACUAUUAGUGUUGAGAAAUUGCCACCACAACGCAAGAAGCCUAGGACUAUUCAGGUUCAAAUUCGGUGAGAAAAUAGUUUGUCGUGCCGGAACAAGUUUUUUAUGGAGAUGUGAUCUAAAUGAAAUGUGUAAAUGUGUUUUUACUUUUUAGGUGUAUGCUGGAAGUGAUUCUUUUUUUUUUUCUAAUGGUCUAUUGUGUACUUUUGU
Molecule: messenger RNA, 767 nt
Organism: Papaver somniferum (opium poppy)
Lineage: Eukaryota; Viridiplantae; Streptophyta; Magnoliopsida; Ranunculales; Papaveraceae
Product: 17.3 kDa class II heat shock protein-like
Exons: 1
Coding region: 156-629 (157 amino acids)
Biological process (GO): response to heat; response to salt stress; protein complex oligomerization
Source: RefSeq, a predicted model, not a curated record